Molecule: messenger RNA, 642 nt
Organism: Telopea speciosissima
Lineage: Eukaryota; Viridiplantae; Streptophyta; Magnoliopsida; Proteales; Proteaceae
Exons: 6
Coding region: 1-642 (213 amino acids)
Biological process (GO): regulation of transcription by RNA polymerase II
Cellular component (GO): CCAAT-binding factor complex
Molecular function (GO): protein heterodimerization activity; DNA-binding transcription activator activity, RNA polymerase II-specific; RNA polymerase II cis-regulatory region sequence-specific DNA binding
Source: RefSeq, a predicted model, not a curated record
AUGACAGGGUGGAGCAAGCUCAACAUUGAUGGAUCUUCAUUGGGGAACCCAAGCGCCACUGGUGCAGGAGGCAUCUUCAGGGAUCACCUUGGCGCUCUUGUAAGAUGCUUUGCUUCCUACCAAGGGGUGGGAACCAAUUACAUGGCUGAAAUGGCAGCCUUCAUGGUAGGGCUAAAUGAGGCUUGUGGCUUAGGCAUAGAGAAGCUCUGGAUUGAAAGUGACUUGGCAGCCUUGGAGCUCCAGCCUGCUGUAGCUGACGGUGGUGUUGCUCUCGGCCUCCUUGCUCGGGGAACAUCUCCUACUCUGAGGGCAAGCGAUAAGUGUCAGCGAGAGAAAAGAAAGACGAUUAAUGGUGAUGAUCUGCUCUGGGCGAUGGCGACGUUGGGUUUCAAAGAUUAUAUUGAUACCCUUAAGGUGUAUCUGAAUAGGAACAGAGAGAUGGAGGGUGAUACCAAGGGAUCUGCAAAGAGUGGUGAUAAAAGGGAUGCUGUUGGAGUUCAACCUGGUCCAAAUGCACAGAUUGCUCAUCAGGAAUCCUUCACACAGGGAGUGAGCUAUAUGAAUUCUCAAGUAAUAAUUUUACCUCUGUUUCUAUUUCAGCAUUUAGAUCAACAUAGACAUUCCGAUCAAGCCGGACAUUAA